Molecule: messenger RNA, 2377 nt
Organism: Scatophagus argus
Lineage: Eukaryota; Metazoa; Chordata; Actinopteri; Scatophagidae
Gene: bicdl2l
Product: bicaudal-D-related protein 2-like
Exons: 6
Coding region: 192-1808 (538 amino acids)
Biological process (GO): Golgi to secretory granule transport; vesicle transport along microtubule
Source: RefSeq, a predicted model, not a curated record
UUUCACUCCUGAGAAUCGCGGUGCCUUUAAUUCUUGCACUUGCCACCGCGUCCAGCCCUCAGCUCUUUGUGCGUGAGCGGUUUAAAUCAGGUGUCGUGCGUCAAGCCUGAAUAAUGUGAGUCCAAAAAAAUAAAAAAAAUCCCUCCUCCCUUUGUUCCCCUGCAGUGGUUGUCGCCGUGUGUUUGCGCGUCAUGUGUUUGUGUAAUGACUGGAAAGAAGGAAGAAAACCCAGACGGGCCACAUGCGGCCACAGCUUCGGUGACAUCACAUCAUGUCAAGUCACGUCCCCUGCGAGGACGCACAGGAAAAACUCGUUUGGAGACAUUCUGUUUGUCAUCCUCCCUCCUGCUUGUUUUUCUGUCUUCCUCUUGCUCUUUCAUGCUUUCAAAGAACCAAGCCGAAUCUUCAGGUGGUUUAACCGAUUCUGCCUCUGCCAACCUCUGAUUAUGGACUACACUCAGUCCUUCUCGGCCCUCAAUGAGAGGCUGAGACCCAGAAUCAACGCCUCCAGUGAAAGGCUCUACUCCACCCUGAACAGGCUGGAGGGCAGACAGUGGAGUUCACUCAGGAGCUCACACUCAUCGUGCCGACCUUCAGUCCUGCCAGCAGAACAAGAACCCAAAGUCUCCGUGACUGUAACAGAACCAGAGGAUCCCGAGGAGCCUGAAGAUGAUGCAGAGCAGGAGGAUUCGGAUCACCUGGAAGAAGGACAAAGUGCUGGUCCGCUGAACUCGUGCCUCGUCGCGGGACUCAAUUUAAAAGAUGUCGGUGAGGACGAGCUGGCUAACGAGGACGGCAGCGCCUCACCGUCUGUGGAGAAGGACACCCCAGGUGAGUCCUCGCAGCCAGCAGCCGCUGAAGGUGGGAGCCCCUUCCAGAGGAGCUACGUGGACGGGACUUUACCAGACCUGAUCAGGAGCGGCAGGGCGCUCGGCAGACGCCGGACGCUGGGACAUGUCUCAGACACGCUUAAAGAAGUGCGCAGAGAGGUGGAGCUGUCUCGGAGACGAAGCAUCAAGCUUAAGGCCCAGGUGGACAAACUGCAGGAGAGCAGAGAGGGACUGGGAUGGAGCCAGCACAGAGAGAGGGUCACAGAGGAGGUUCUGUCCGUUUUGAGGCUCCUGCGCCCGCUGACCGAGCCAGAGUCCAGCCCACCUGAACCCUCUCCUGGGGACAACCAACUGGACGAUGCCCUGGCGCAGCUGCAGGCUGUGGCCCGUACACUGGCAAUCAGCCACACCAAAGAGGUCAAAGCCGGAAAAGGGCCAGAGGAGAGCGCUAUUCUCCAGCAGGCGCUGUACGACAGAGACGAGGCCAUAGAGAAGAAGAAGGCGAUGGAGGCCGAGCUGCUGCGGAGUAAAACCGAGAUGAUGUCGCUGAACAACCAGCUGCUGGAGGCUGUGCAGAAACGUCUUGAGCUGUCACUGGAGCUCGAGGCCUGGAAGGAGGACGUUCAGCUGAUUCUCGAGCAGCAGCUGCAAAUUCAGCAGCAGGCGGAGCAGGCCCAGAAGAAGCUGCCCCGCCUGGGCAUCCUGAGGAGACAUAACAAACCACCCAUCCAGCGGCCAUCCAACAUCCCUUCGUCUACGCCGACCCCGCCUACGACCAACUCGAGCCAGAUCUUCAUCUCCAGAUCUGCGGUUUCUGCUGCUCCGACUUCCAGCGCGUCUUCUUCUACGGGCACCCUGCGCUGGAGGGACAAGCUGAGGAGGGGCAGGACCGGUCGUCAAGGAGGCCAGGAUGCAGCGGGGCAGGAUUCAGAGUGGGGAGGGGGUGACAGCGGCUUCCAGGUGGUAUCACUCGAUUAAAGCGGUGAUGACUUUGCACUCUGAGUACACAUUCAUUCUGAUGAAGAACAGUAUGGAGUCCCCCUCCAGUCAGAAACGUGUCCUUAUUGUCACUUGGAUGUUUGAGCUUCGCUGUGCAGAACAACACUUGUGCUGGGUGUGACACGAGAACUGUUUUCACAUUGAUUUUUUGUGAGAUCACAGGUAGAUUUGAACCAGCUGGGGUUUAAUAUGCAGCUUACAGCUCUGCACAUAUAUGCAGAGAAUGGAUUUUUCACUGCAUUAGGAGACAUCCAGCAGCUCCAAGUGAACAGGAGGAAGGAAGAAAGGAAUUUCACCUUUUUUGUGGAAUAACCAUACAGGAUACUAAUUAUUAUUCCAAGUUGAGCACGUUUUUUUUUUUUUGUUUUGUUUGUUUGUUUUGUUUUCUGUCUUAGAACAUGUAUGGAAGGGCUCUUUAAGUAUUCUCAGGAAAGCAUGCUUUGACUUACUUACAGUAUGUAUGAAAUGAUCAUGAACGAGCCAUGUAGUUUCUUUAAUGUUAGUUGCCAUGUUGUAAAUAAAUUCUGUUCUUAUGUAGAAAAACAAAA